AUGACCAACUACAUCACGUGCCUAGCGCACUUUUGUGAGGUCCACGGCCCCCUGAUCGUCGCGUGCAGCCAGCGGUUUCUGCCGGCAGAGCACCAGCGGUACUUGCUCAACGCCACCGCCAGCCUGAAGCUGAGACAGCAGACGUGCGCCCUGUGCCAGUUGGUGCUACCCGACGAUGCCGCCAAUGUCACCCUGGCCCUCGACCACGACGUCGUGGUGCUGGCGCAGUACCCGGCGCUGCAAAAGCGCUUUCUGGCGUUGCUGAAGCUAGCGCUCAAGGCGCUCUCGUGCGAGGCUCUGAGCGACAUCACCAAACCGGUGUACUAUGGCGACCCCCUUCUGGGCUACUGUAUGUUCAAGCUUUUCAAAGUCAAAGACAUUUGCGCCCGCGGCGGCGAGCGCAAGUACGCGUUGAUGGUGGUGGCCAACUACGAGCCCGACGUGUUGAUGCACUGGAACGUGAUCUCGCUCUACUUCUCCGAGAUCGUUGAGUUGAUCCAGCACAAGAUCAAGGAGGACGAGGAGACGAAGCCCAAGAAUGUCAUCGACCACGAGCGGUACCUUCGCCGCCAGAACAACCGCCCCAAGAGCAUGGUGGAAAUCACAAACGACCCCAAAAUCUUUGUGCGCUUCCACUUGUGGGCGGUGGAAAUGUUCAAGGACAUCACUUGA
Diutina rugosa is the source of this 672-nucleotide messenger RNA. RefSeq lists its product as uncharacterized. The transcript has a single exon. Gene Ontology annotation, molecular function: GTPase activator activity. Bases 1 to 672 code for a protein of 223 amino acids. Gene Ontology annotation, cellular component: cytosol. Gene Ontology annotation, biological process: positive regulation of GTPase activity; positive regulation of TORC1 signaling. The record is from RefSeq and is a predicted model, not a curated record. NCBI's taxonomy places the organism in Eukaryota, Fungi, Ascomycota, Pichiomycetes, Serinales, Debaryomycetaceae.